AUGAAUCAAACAAUUGUUGUUGGAUCUGGAUUAGCUGGUUUAACUUCUACUUUAUCAUUACUACAGAGAAAUCAAAAAGUUAUAUUAAUUGAAAAAACAAAUAAAUUAGGUGGAAAUUCAAUAAAAGCAAGUUCAGGAAUAAAUGGUGUACCAACAAGUUAUCAAAAUAAUAAUGGUGAUACUGUUGAAUUUUUUAAACAAGAUUCAAUAAAUUCAGGUAAAGGGUUAUCUAACCCUGAAUUAGUUUCUAAAUUAACUUCAAAAUCUCGCAGUGCAAUUGAAUGGUUAACUAAUGAUUUGGGAAUUGAUUUAUCUAUUGUUACUCAAUUAGGUGGUCAUUCUUAUCCUAGAGCUCAUAGAGGUUCUGGAAAAUUACCACCUGGAUUUGCUAUUGUACUGGCCUUAAUAAAAAAAAUCGAAGAAUAUCAACCUAAUGUUACGAUAUUAAAACAAAGCAAGUUGAUUGAAAUUUUGAAAAGUGAAAAAGAUAAUGAAGUAAUUGGAAUUAAAUAUACCAAUGAAUUAAAUGAAACUAAAACAAUUUAUUGUAAUAAUUUAAUCUUAGCAACAGGUGGAUUUUCAGCAGACACUGAAAAUUCUUCAUUAAUUUCAAAGUAUAGACCAGAUUUAAUAAAUUUCCCAUCAUCAAAUGGUCAACAAACUACAGGUGAUGGUAUUAAAAUUGCAGAAAAAGAUUUAAAUGUAAAAUUAAUUCAUAUGAAUAAAAUUCAAAUUCAUCCAACUGGGUUUUUAAAUGUUGGUGAACCUAAUUUAAAUUGGAAAAUUUUAUGUGGUGAAUUAAUGAGAGGAAUUGGUGGAAUUUUGUUGAAUUUGAAAAAUGGUAAUAGAUUUAUAAAUGAAUUAGAAACAAGAGAUGUUGUAACUGAUUCAAUUUUAAAAAAUUGUAAAAUUGAUAAAGAAUCAAAUGAAUUAGGUUUAGUUAAAGAUACUUAUAUUUCAGUAUUAGUAAUUAGUGAUAAAGAUUAUCCUAAAGCCCAUAAUCAUAUUGAUUUUUAUUUAUCCCAGGAUCUAUUACAGAAGGGAAAUCUUAAUAAUUUAUUAAAUUUAAUGAAAAAAGUAAAUCCUAAAUUAUCAUUAUUACCAGAAGAUUUAAAAGAUAUUUUUAAUAAUAUAAACACCAUCAUAAAGGGAGAUAAACAAGAUCCAUUAGGUAGAAAAUCAUUUGGAAAUCAAUUUUUAGAUCAAUUGAUUUAUUUUGGAUUAACUACUCCUGUAUUACAUUAUUCAAUGGGUGGUAUUGAAAUUGUCAAUAAUCAAAGAGUUUUACAAAAAAAUGGUAAAGUAUUUAAAAAUUUAUAUGCUAUUGGUGAAGUUAGUGGUGGAUUACAUGGUGAAAAUAGAUUAGGUGGUAAUUCUUUAUUAGAAUGUGUUGUCUUUGGUAGAGAAGUAUCUGAUCAUAUUGUAGAAGAUAGUGUAUAG
Molecule: messenger RNA, 1440 nt
Organism: Lodderomyces pseudojiufengensis
Lineage: Eukaryota; Fungi; Ascomycota; Pichiomycetes; Serinales; Debaryomycetaceae
Gene: OSM1
Product: Osm1p
Exons: 1
Coding region: 1-1440 (479 amino acids)
Molecular function (GO): FMN binding; oxidoreductase activity
Source: RefSeq, a predicted model, not a curated record